AUGGAGACACUUGCUUUGGCUCUUUCCAAUACCAACGACAGCAAUAUGGCGGCUGCUCCUGCCGAGGUUUCGCCUUUCGACUACGACCCGUGCUUGCAAAAAUACAAAGUCACAGAGCGAGAAUAUUUGCAGCAAAAUCCCGAGUUCCAAGCUGUGUGCACGGGGACUGUGGUCUUCAACGAGAAGGGAGAGCUGCUUCUCGUCAAGCGGGCAUCGUCCGAAUCGGCUUUUCCAGACUUUUGGGAGAUUCCUGGCGGAAAAGUCGAUGAGCCCGAUGAGUCACUCCUCCAUGCUGCGGUGCGCGAAUUGAAGGAAGAGACUGGACUCGUAGCAGCACGAAUCGUCCGUCAGACGACUCACAUGACAUUCGAGAUCCCUAGGACUCAAGGCAGGAUCGAGCGUUGGAUGAAGCUAGUUUUCGAGAUGGAGGUCAAGCAACUAGACAUUGACUUGGAUCCGAAGGAGCACGAUGAUUACCUCUUUGCAACAGAAGAUGAAAUCGUCCACGAGCGGAUUGGAGAUAUCGUGCUAAAGUAUAUCAGCCCCGACAACAAGCGGGUGAAGCUUGAUGCUUUUAAGCGGCGAAGAGGGGUAGCCUCAUUAUAG
Didymosphaeria variabile is the source of this 606-nucleotide messenger RNA. RefSeq lists its product as uncharacterized. The record is from RefSeq and is a predicted model, not a curated record. NCBI's taxonomy places the organism in Eukaryota, Fungi, Ascomycota, Dothideomycetes, Pleosporales, Didymosphaeriaceae. The transcript is spliced from 3 exons. Bases 1 to 606 code for a protein of 201 amino acids.